Cordyceps fumosorosea ARSEF 2679 is the source of this 1176-nucleotide messenger RNA. RefSeq names its product 26S proteasome subunit P45. The transcript has 4 exons. Gene Ontology annotation, cellular component: proteasome regulatory particle, base subcomplex; cytosolic proteasome complex. NCBI's taxonomy places the organism in Eukaryota, Fungi, Ascomycota, Sordariomycetes, Hypocreales, Cordycipitaceae. The record is from RefSeq and is a predicted model, not a curated record. Gene Ontology annotation, molecular function: ATP binding; proteasome-activating activity; ATP hydrolysis activity. Gene Ontology annotation, biological process: positive regulation of RNA polymerase II transcription preinitiation complex assembly. The coding region runs from base 1 to 1176 and encodes 391 amino acids.
AUGUCGCCGGAAGAGGAGCGCCAGGCCGCCCUGAGCUCGUACCGGGCCAAGCUCAUCGAGUCCCGCGAGUGGGAGGCCAAGCUCAAGAACCUGCGGUUAGAGAUCAAAGGCCUCCAGAAGGACUUCGACCGCACAGAAGAGAAUAUCAAGGCGCUGCAGAGCGUUGGACAAAUCAUCGGCGAGGUGCUGAAGCAGCUCGAUGAGGAGAGAUUCAUUGUCAAGGCGUCUUCGGGCCCUCGAUACGUGGUCGGCUGCCGGUCAAAGGUCGACAAGGCAAAGAUGAAGCAGGGCACCCGUGUAGCGCUCGACAUGACGACCCUCACAAUUAUGCGCAUGCUGCCGCGCGAAGUUGACCCUCUUGUAUACAACAUGUCUCUGGAAGAUCCCGGUCAGGUCAGCUUUGCCGGUAUUGGCGGCCUGAAUGAUCAGAUUCGCGAGCUGAGAGAAGUCAUCGAGCUCCCCCUCAAGAACCCAGAGCUCUUCCUGCGUGUUGGCAUCAAGCCGCCCAAGGGUGUGCUGCUCUACGGCCCGCCUGGAACGGGCAAGACGCUGCUGGCGCGAGCCGUUGCUUGUAGCCUGGAAACCAACUUUUUGAAGGUGGUCUCCUCUGCCAUUGUAGACAAGUAUAUCGGUGAAUCUGCGCGACUGAUCCGUGAAAUGUUUGGCUAUGCCAAGGAGCAUGAGCCUUGCAUCAUCUUCAUGGACGAAAUCGAUGCCAUUGGUGGACGACGAUUCUCAGAAGGUACUAGUGCGGACAGAGAGAUUCAAAGAACACUGAUGGAGCUGCUCAACCAGCUGGAUGGUUUCGACUACCUGGGAAAGACCAAGAUUAUCAUGGCCACCAACAGACCCGACACUCUGGACCCGGCGCUGCUUCGUGCCGGCCGCCUGGAUCGCAAGAUUGAGAUUCCGCUGCCCAACGAGGUUGGUCGACUAGAGAUUCUCAAGAUUCACGCGGCCGGUGUCGUUGUCGAUGGCGACAUUGACUUUGAGAGCGUGGUCAAGAUGAGCGAUGGCCUGAACGGCGCUGAUUUGAGAAACGUGGUUACAGAGGCUGGUCUCUUUGCCAUCAAGGAUUACCGCGAGUCGAUUAACCAAGACGAUUUCAACAAGGCGGUGCGCAAGCUGGCCGAGGCGAAGAAACUGGAGGGCAAGCUGGACUACCAGAAGCUGUAA